Coregonus clupeaformis (lake whitefish) is the source of this 1614-nucleotide messenger RNA. It is a transcript of the gene zar1l, whose product is annotated as zygote arrest 1-like. Gene Ontology annotation, cellular component: cytoplasm. The transcript has 4 exons. The coding region runs from base 21 to 1001 and encodes 326 amino acids. Gene Ontology annotation, molecular function: mRNA base-pairing post-transcriptional repressor activity. Lineage: Eukaryota; Metazoa; Chordata; Actinopteri; Salmoniformes; Salmonidae. Gene Ontology annotation, biological process: translation. The record is from RefSeq and is a predicted model, not a curated record.
CCCUUUGUCUUCUAUACACGAUGGAGGGGUUUAUGUUUUCUCCGUUCAACUUUAAUGGCUAUCCAGGCUGCGGUCCCAUGAUGGCGCCUAUCCUCCAUGGCAACCCGAAGUUCAAGCCUCACACCUGGGGUAAGGGGAGCAUCUACGUGCCUCCGGAAGCGCUGGACUACCUUGACGUGUGUAAGCGGGCCCAGCUGAAGGCCAUCCUGUCUCAGGUGAACCCCAACCUUACCCCUCGUCUCCGGAAGGCCAACACCAAGGAGUUCGGGGUUCAGGUCAACGCCCAGGUCGACGCGAUGGUCCAGUGUUCCCUAGGACCCAAGACGCUGUUUUACCGGGAGAGGAAAUUUUCGAAGUCGCCUGUGAAGUGCCAACAGAGUCCCUCAGCGGUGUCUUCUCUGGACGGGAAAGCGUUGCCGAGCACUCCGGUAAACAACGUGCGCUUCUCGCGACCCCUCGCUAUCUACUCUCCGGUGUUUGAUCGCCGGUUCUUCGCGCUGCCGGUGACAACACAGGAUGACAGCGCGUGUUGUGAGGGAGGAGAGGGGGACGGCAACGGGGGUAGUGACGAGGAUGGCGAGGCCGACGCUACCGAGCAGAACACCACGGAGGACAAGGGUAGACCGGAAAACCCGCGUGCGGAUGUCAGGAAACCCCUCCACCAGAUGCCCAAAGGGUUCAACUUUCAGUUUCUGGAGCAGAAGUAUGGGUUUUUUCACUGCAGCCAGUGUAACGUCCGGUGGGAGAGUGCCUAUGUGUGGUGCAUCUCUGGAAGUAGUAAGGUGUACUUCAAGCAGCUCUGCCGUAAGUGCCAGGUGGGGUUCAACCCCUACAGAGUGGAGUCUAUCCAGUGCAAGGUGUGUUCCCAGACCCGGUGCUGCUGUGAGCAGAAGGAGAGGCACAUUGACAUGAAGAGGCCUCAUAGACAGGACCUGUGUGGCCGUUGCCGGGGAAAGAGGAUUUCCUGUGACACUACCUACAGCUACAAAUACAUUGUCUGAACUGAACCAUCCCUGCUACAGGCCUAACCACAGAUCUAGGAUCAGAUUUAGCCCAUCGCUAACCGUCCUUAACUUUUUGGUGGAUGUAUCUGAACUUGGAUCAGUGGUUAGAAGAAGAUGGCUGUAAACCAGUUUUCUAAUCCUGGACCUAAAGGGGUGCACCUAUUUGCCUUUGCUCUAACACCUGACUGCACCCCUUUGGGUCCCCAGGAUUGUGAAACAUUGCUGUAAUCAGAUCCUAGAUCUGUGUUUUGGGGAACUACCAGUUCUAAACUUACCCUUUUGGAGUGAUGCACAACCUGACCUUAGACCAGUAUCUAGGGCCACAGUAUCCUACUCUGAGCGUUCCCACAUGGCAGGAUAAACAACACUAUGCCACGGAAGUAAAUGUUUACCCUAACUACAGACCUAGGGUCAGGUCAACCUUCCUCCAAUCCUAUCCACGGUUGUUAGGGAGGUGACACCUAUCUGGCAAGGGGGUGGUAAUCAACUUGUUUCUAACCUGCCAAGGUCAUGUCUUAAAUGUCCUGCCACAACUUUUAUACCCUUUCCACCAUGAUCAACUGAGUGAAUCAAUUUUUGUAAAAAUGAAAUAAACUUAUUGCAGCAUUAA